CCCGACGACCGACACCACCACAUGCGCCCGCGCGCCGCCCGCCCAGCGCCGCCCGCGCCCCCGCCACCAUGUACCGCCGCGGCGACCCGCGCUGGAACCGCACCAUCCAGCACAUCUCGGAGAAUCUCGAGCACGCCAACGAGACGGCGGCCGAGAACCUGUACGGCUUCACCCAGAGCUACGUGAACCCGUGUCUGGCGUCGGUCACGCGCUGCUGCAAUGCCGUCACCGCCCCGUGCUUCCCGUCGACCAGCGACCGCCGCCGCCACCGCGCGCGCUCCCGCGGCCGCGCCGAGCUGAGCUUCGACUUCUACGACGACUGGGACGACGACGAGGGCGACGGGCUGCUGGGCUGGGGCCACGACAGCCUGGAGCGCUUCCUGGGCACGAGCAGCUACGGCAGCAACUACGGCACCAGCUACGGCACCACCCAGCAGCCCCCCGCCGCCCGCCCCAUGGCCUACGCCGCCCGCGCCCGCGACCCGCGCUUCGACGCCCGCCGCAAGUCCACCGGCGCGCCCCACACCGCCCCGGACCCCACCCUGAUCCCCUCGUCCUCCUACUUCGGCUUCCUGGCCCGUCUGCCCUUCAACCUGGGCCGCAAAGGCCUGCGCUACAAGCCCAGCGCCGCCGACCUGACCGAGCACCCGGGCGCCCGGCACGCGCCCGAGGCCCAGCCGCUGAUCGAAGACAGCGACGAGGACCCCCCGCGCGCAAGCGCAAGCGAUCCCAAAACGCACCGCCGCGCGCGCAGCAACACGCUGACGUCGCGGCACACGACGUCCUCGCUGUCGAGCCGGGGCGAUAUUUUCCCCUCCGAGGACGAGCUCGACGACGCGGUCCCGCUGGACGACGAGUUUGCGUUUGUGCUCGAGCGCCGGGCGACGGGCGACGAGUCCGACGCCAAGACCGAGCGCAGUCGCAGUGCGCGUAGUACUAGUCUCGCGGGGAGUGCGCGCACGAGCAGUGACCAUAGGAUCGAGAUGCUGGCGCGCGAGGCGGUGCCGGAGCUGGCGGAGCUGCGGGGCGAGGAGGAAAGGUUGCGGCGUGAGGAGGAGGGGGAGGUGAGGCGGAGGAGGGCGAGGGCGCGGGAUUUGGCGGUUAGAAAGGGACUGGCUGUGGAGGGGGAUGCGAAGACAGACACGACGCCUGGUGAUGUCGUGCUGGAUGCGAAGACUGACACGACAACACCCCUUAGUGACACCGCGCUGGAUGCCGUGUUGGACGAGGGGCGUCCGGGGUCGCCCGAGGAGCGGCCUGUGACAGCGGUGCGGAGGGAGGCGCAGAACGAGAAUCUGGAGGAUGGGCAGAAAGAAGACGAGGAUCAGGGGCAAGGAGACGCCUUUGUGCCGGCGCGACUCCCGCAUUUCGGGUGAAGCUUUAUAUAGUAAUACCAUACACUGCCAGCUACAAGCAGAGCACCCACCCCACACACCCAAUGUUCA
Molecule: messenger RNA, 1445 nt
Organism: Boeremia exigua
Lineage: Eukaryota; Fungi; Ascomycota; Dothideomycetes; Pleosporales; Didymellaceae
Exons: 1
Coding region: 69-1376 (435 amino acids)
Source: RefSeq, a predicted model, not a curated record